CGAAGAGGAGGCCGAUGAUCCCAGCGAGAGGAGGGAGGGCUCCCGUUCAGCACGGUCUAGGAGGGAGGGGAAACUCCUCGUCACUGGCCCCAGCCCUGGCCGGGGAGGCAUUCAGUGAAUCCACAUUUAUUAAGCGCCUACUGUGUGCUCUGCACUAUGCCAAGCCUUGGGGCUGUAGUUGUCUUCGCUGGCCCUUUAGACUUGGGCUCCUCAUUAACACUCCACCCUCUCAUGGCUACCCACGCAGCCCCUUUCGUAUCAAAGAAGACAAAAAUAGUGAGUGAAUAAAGGGCCCCAAAGCAUGGAGCCGCAGGUUAAUCUAAAUGUGACUUUUAAAAAUGAAACACAAAGCUUCCUGGUUUCAGACUCAGAAAAUACAACCUGGGCUGAUGUAGAAGCAAUGGUAAAAGUUUCAUUUGAUCUGAACACCAUUCAGAUAAAAUACCUGGAUGAGGAUAGUGAAGAGGUCUCCAUCAAUAGCCAAGGAGAAUAUGAAGAAGCCCUUAAGAUUGCAGUUAAACAGGGGAACCAACUGCAGAUGAAUGUCUAUGAAAGGCAUCACACUGUAGAUGAAGCCCCACAGCCUGGUUACAAGCAUCCGCAGGAUCCAUCUGGGACUGAAAAACGGUCAGCUGUCCGGGCGGGGAAGAAGCCACUUGCACAUUACUCUUCGUUGGUGAGAGUCCUGGGAUCAGAGAUGAAAACACAAGAGGAAGUCACAGCACAGCUUUCACUCACUCCCUGUGAAGCUGACAAACCUCAAGAUAAGCCACCAGACUGGUUUACAAGGUACUUGGAGACGUUUAGAGAGCAAGUGGUUAAAGAAACGGUUGAGAAGCUUGAUGAGAAAUUAAGGGAGAAGCUGAUCCUCCAGAGUCCAUCUUUGGAAUCCUGCUCCUCAGCAUUAUCUAUGCCUGUUUCAGAAGAAGCACUAUCGUUGCCAGGAAACCAGUGUGACUGGCUUAUGACGUGCAGCAACUGCCAAAGAAGAAUCAUCGGCAUACGUUACCAGUGUAGCCUAUGUCCAUCUUAUAAUAUAUGUGAAUUGUGUGAAGCAGGGUCGUAUGCCCAUGACCCUAACCAUAUUCUCUUGAAGCUACGGAGACCAAUUAUGGGUUCCUCUGAAACAUAUACUCACACAAAGCUCUCCCCUCCUCGUCUACCAGCUGCUUUGGAGCAAGUUAGGCUCCAGAAGCAGAUGGACAAGAACUUUCUUAAGGCAGAAAAGCAAAGGUUGCGAGCUGAGAAGAAACAGAGAAAGGCAGAAGUUAAGGAACUUAAGAAGCAACUUAAGCUUCAUAGGAAGAUUCAUCUGUGGAACUCUAUCCAUGGGCUGCAGAGCCCCAAAUCGCCCCUUGGUAGGCCAGAGAGCCUCCUUCACUCAAGCACACUAAUGCUCCCCAUGCAACCUUGUGCCCCAGUUGUGCCAACUCUGAGUGCAGCAUUUGUGGAUGAGAAUGUGCCAGAUGGGACCCACCUUCAACCAGGAACCAAAUUUAUCAAACACUGGAGGAUGAAAAAUACAGGAAAUGUCAAAUGGAGUGCAGAAACGAAGCUAAAAUUCAUGUGGGGAAACCUAACUUUGGCUUCUACUGAGAGGAAAGAUGUUUUGGUGCCCUAUUUAAAGGCCGGACAUGUGGGAAUUGUGUCAGUUGAGUUCAUAGCUCCAGCCUUGGAGGGAACCUAUACCUCACACUGGCGCCUUUCUCACAAGGGGGAGCAGUUUGGGCCCAGGGUCUGGUGCAGCAUCAUUGUGGACCCUUUCCCUACUAGAGAAAAUCUUGAAGACAGUGAAAAAGUCUCCUUCAGGACAAACAAAGUUGAUGGUCUCUCCUGUCAGCAAGAGGAAGCUUUCUCACUUGCUAAAGAGGAAAUUCCGAUUGAUGAAGUGACUGAGUCAACAGAGGGAACAGAAAUUUGCAUCCCUCGAAAGGUCAAAAACGUUUCUAGUGAAAGGGAGCUCUACAUCCCAUCCGUCGAUCUCCUCACUGCCCAGGAUCUGCUGUCAUUUGAAUUGUUGGACAUAAACAUUGUUCAAGAGCUAGAGCGAGUGCCCCACAACACCCCAGUGGAUAUGACCCCCUGCAUGUCUCCUCUACCACAUGACAGCCCUUUGAUAGAGAAACCAGGUUUGGGGCAGAUACAAGAGGAAAGUGAAGGGACAGGAUUUAAAGUGCUUCCUGAUUCUACGUUGGCAUCAAAGAAUAAGGCUGAUAGCACAGUUCCUGCAGAAGAGGGUGAAGAAGACCUGAGUGGCACCCAGUUUGUCUGUGAAACCGUAAUCCGUUCCCUUACUCUGGAUGCUGCCCCUGACCAUAAUCCACCUCGAAGACCUAAGUCCCUGCAGAGCUCUCUGCAUAUGCUGCCUGACAGCUUCAGUUACGGGAUCAGGAGUGAAGAAGCUGUCCGAACUCCAUUCUCUCCUUUGGAAGGAGAGUCACAGCCCCAGCUCACUGCGGAGAGGCAGCUAGUCCAGUUAGAUGGCUUCAGCAAAGAGAUAUCCCCAUCAAAUUCCAUUCUUCCUGAGGAGAGACUGGUGAGUGAUGAAAAAAAGGACACUGUCCAGGAAGAAGAGGAGGAGGAGGAAGAGGAGAAAGAGGAGGAGGAACUUAAAGAUGAAGUCCGAAGUCAAGGCUCUUCUGCUUCUUCUGAGGAUUACAUCAUCAUCUUGCCUGAGUGCUUCGAUACAAGCCGCCCCCUGGGGGAGUCCAUGUAUAGUUCUGCUCUUUCACAGCCAGGCCUGGAGCGGCUCAUGGAGAUAGAGCAGGUGGUCAAGGAUGAGCAAGAACCAGCUGAGGCUUAUGAAGGGCUCCCUGGAGAGGAAAACCAGCUGCAAGUGCACAGUAUCAAUGAUAUCUUGACAACAUCACAGACUCUGGAUGCAGUGCUUCUGACUCCAGAAGUAGUGGGGCCUCCACAACAGCCGCCCAGGUAUCAUUUGCCUCUCCCAGGACUCAGCUGGAUGCUGGGAGAGAGUCCUUCAUCUCUUCAGAAUGUUAAUUCUGCAGAAACAGACUUUCCAGUUACCAUUCAAGAAUUUUCUCCAGUUCCUGAUCAAGUAAGAGGAGAACUAAGGGCUUCAGCAGGACUUGUAAAUGGUAGACAAAACAGCUAUGAAAACUCAAGGUACUACCAUGGGAAUAGCAUUACUGGAGGGCUGGUGAAGGGUGCUAUGUCUUUUGCUGCCUCUGCCUACAAGGCCCUAUUUGCAGGGCCACCAGUCACUGCUCAGCCUAUAGUUUCUGAAGAUCAGACGGCAGCCCUGAUGGCCCAUCUCUUUGAAAUGGGGUUCUGCGAUAGGCAGCUGAACCUGAGGUUAUUGAAGAAGCACAACCAUAACAUCCUGCAGGUUGUGACUGAAUUACUGCAGAUCAACAACAAUGACUGGUACACUCACCGAUACUGAGGAGCUGCCUUCGACUUGAGGGAACUGUUGUAUUAAAUAACUCAGCCUGCUGCUCAGAGAUGACUUUAUUCUGUUAUUGGGGUGUGGGGUAGAAGGACUUUGCUUCUUUAUUUUUUAACCCAAAGAGUCUGAUAUGUAGUUCAUCAUUGCAACUUCAUCAUCUGCGUCACAGUAUUCUUUGGAUCCAAUCAAAGACCAGAACUUAAAUUUUUACUUUAGACUGGAUUAGUAGGAAGACAAUUUAAAAAUUGAUUUGGAGUAAUGACUCUAUCUUUCCCCACUAUUUCUCCCUGUUAGAGAGCAUUGAAGACAAUGGUUUGAACUUUAUUUAGAAUUAACGUUCUCUUUGUAUUGAAGUUGAGUACGUUUUUCUGGUUUUGCUAUUUUUGUCUGGUUGGUUUUGAUGUGUUGUUUAAUAUGAAAGCCCUUGAAAAGAGAAGAUGCUAUUAAGUUAAUCUCAUAGCUCCUUUAACUUUCUCAGGGUAGCCUCACUCCUGGGUGUCGAGGUGACACCUAAGCCUAAUACUGCUACUACCACACAAAGUAUACUUGGUGAAGAAAGUCACUUCCUUGCACAGAUAGCUGUCAUUGGAAAAUCUGUUUUCCAAAGAUUCCCAGUAACAUUAAAGAAUAACCACCCUCUUCAUUCCUGGAUUUCAGUGGUGUUAGGAGGUAGGAGGAGUUAACUCACCAGCACCUACUGAGCAGCAUCAAGUUGUAGUCAUUUUAUGUACUUUUUUUCUUUAAGGAAAAUUUUUUUAAGAAAAAUAGGUAGUAUAAAAUAUUUUGCUAAUAUAACUAGAGGAUAUUGGGGAGGUCAAUUUUAAUGAAUACCUUUUCCCCCUAAGUAAUGAUGAUGGAGAGAUCCUCUUAUUUUGCAAGAGUACGGAAAAAUAGGAAUAUUUUUAAAAGAGAGAGGCAGGGUCAUAUAUUAAUUCCAAUAGAGUUUAAGAUCGGUAAAUGAGAGUAUUGGGGCACAGGAGUGCUUUUCUUUUAGCAGAAACUGGUCAGAAGUAGCAUGGGGCCCUCUCUCUAUUCUUAAUUGGGCGGGUAAAAUAUGGAGAAAGGAUGGUGUACAAGUGGAUUUUGAGGAGUGCCCUGGGACGGGUACAGUGAUGCAAUCUGUUCAGGGUGUGAAAGUAGUGGAAAGGUUUGGAUUUUACCCCCUUUUGUGUAGAGGGAAAGUGUUUGGAUUCCAGCUAGUCUUGGGUGUGGUCUGAGAAGGGAGAAGGAGGGUGCAAUCUUUUAGAAACGUUACUGAAAUAUUCAUAAUGAGGAGAAAGAAGAGUCUGGCCUCUGGCGGGGGUAUUUGAUUGGAGAAGGGAGGGAUGGGUUGUUAAAUAGUGUUAUUUACCUGGUUGGUAUUUAUAAUUAACAGGAUGAUUAUAAUCAAUCAUUAGCCAUGAAUAAGGAAAAAUUAUUUACAGUAUAACCCAGAAUGCUAUUAAAUAAAGCCGUGGGGUGCAGAUUGUCUGGCCAGGAAGCCUGUUUUCUUAUUUAAAACGUAUUUUUAUAGGGGCUCCUAGGCAGAGGGAAGACGAUCCGGGCACCUGGGACUUAGUUUGCUGAAGGGGCCCUUUGAGCAACUCAGCCCCAAGUGGGCUUUACGGUGGGGGUUGCAGGUGGCGCCUCGGGGCUGGACCACACAUCUCUCUGCAGCUGUAAUGCAACCUGUUGUUGAAACAGUCUAAUAAAGGUCGCUUAAACUCA
Molecule: messenger RNA, 5116 nt
Organism: Dromiciops gliroides (monito del monte)
Lineage: Eukaryota; Metazoa; Chordata; Mammalia; Microbiotheria; Microbiotheriidae
Gene: NBR1
Product: NBR1 autophagy cargo receptor
Exons: 22
Coding region: 302-3406 (1034 amino acids)
Biological process (GO): macroautophagy
Cellular component (GO): phagophore assembly site
Molecular function (GO): ubiquitin binding; zinc ion binding
Source: RefSeq, a predicted model, not a curated record